AGACUUCGAAAUGGGGAUAAUGUCCGUAUUUAUUGCUACGGCAUGUUUGACAGUGUUCUGUGUAACCUCUCAAAACUCUGACAACUUGCCUCGACUUAUUGCGCAUAAAGAAGUGUUAAACAGCCUGAUCUUCCAAAAUAAACAACUGAAUGUCAAGUAUUCCAUCUUCAAUGUGGGUUCUGGAUCGGCAUUUGAUGUUGAACUUCUGGACAAUACUUUUGCGAUGAGCGACUUCAAAAUAGCAGCCGGCUUGACCAAGGUCAAGUAUGAACGAAUCGGUCCCGGCAGCAAUGUCUCCCAUUCGGUAGUGUUGAUUCCACAAAACCCUGGUCGGUUCAACUUCACUUACGCCCAGGUAUCCUACUCUUCGCAGCAGCAGAUAGGAAAGAACCCCCAAAUAGGCUACACCAGUGCCCCAGGGGAAGUGGUUGUGUACUCACUGGCAGAAUACGAGCGGUAUUUCACAGCUCACGCCAAAGACUGGCUCUACUUUGCUGGCAUGAGUUUGCCUUGUAUUCUGAUGCCGGGCUUCUUCUGGUAUAGAAGCUACGCUAAGUACUGCGUGAAGAAAUCGAAGAGUGCAUAGAAAUCAUUAAAUGAUUAAUUUCGUGUGGAACCUUUCUCCUUUUAAAUCAAUAAUGCAGUAAAAAGAAAACAAGAACAACUGGUGUAUCAAAAUUUUCUUCCUAAAAUUAUCAAUUGAUUGAAAAACAACGCUAGUUUAACGAAGCAAGACUUAUGUUUUCGAUUACCAUAAGAAUAUUUGAAGAUAAAUUAAAGUCUUUCCAUGUGAAACACUUACUCUCAUGUGGUAAAAAAAAAUUCUCUCAUGUACAUGAAAUUGGCCGUCGUGUAAAAAGUACCUUUUUUGGUGAGAAGUAAACGAUUUACAGACGAACUGGGGGGUUUAAAGGAGAAAGUAUCAAUACAUGUGUUUAAAAAUUUAAGCCUAUCGUUUGCUUCAUCGUACAAAUUAAAGGAUAUUGAGUUUCGGUUUGAACUGAAAUUGCUAUCUUUUUUGUUGUAUUUGACCAAAUGUAAUAGAUAUGGUUGAGGUAUUGUGUAAAUAGUUUUUGCUUUCAUUCCUUUGAUAUAUUUAAUUAUUGUUAUAAAAAUAUCUUCCUUAUGGUGGCAAUCAGUGUUACAACUGAGGUAAGUGCGGUAAUAAAAUAUUAUGUUCUCCAAGUGUUGUAAAACUAUCAAAGUGAUAUUUGAUAUUAUUUCGAUUUUUGUUGAUUGACUUGGCAUAACUUGAAAAUUGAUGUUGGUAUGUGGCGUAAAUACAUGGAAGGCAAUUAUUGUAUUUGGAUUGUUAUCAUUGAGUUUAUACUGCUGAAUAGAUUAUUAUUGCUCGG
Messenger RNA from Symsagittifera roscoffensis, 1355 nucleotides. RefSeq names its product translocon-associated protein subunit beta-like. The record is from RefSeq and is a predicted model, not a curated record. Bases 11 to 586 code for a protein of 191 amino acids. The transcript is spliced from 2 exons. NCBI's taxonomy places the organism in Eukaryota, Metazoa, Xenacoelomorpha, Acoela, Convolutidae. Gene Ontology annotation, cellular component: endoplasmic reticulum.